CCAAGCAAAAUGACGUCACAGCGCAGCUCGGCUUAUAAUGAAGCAUCAACUUGAACAUGGCGGUGGUGCCCAACUCCCAACUUUAUAGUUAAAUAAACAGCCGUGUAUUCACCCCGUCUCAUUGUAAACACUUUACCACUAACCGAUCACCCCAAAAUGAAGAUGAUUGCAACUUGCAGUAGCACCACCGCCCUCAACCUUUCCCACUGACCUCCUGACCUCCUGACCUCUACCGAAACAAAACCCACGCCUCCAACCUCCAGAAGCACCACCGCCGACUGCCACCACAUUUCCCUCUGACCCUUUGACCUCUACCGAAACCCAACCGAAACCUCCAGCCCAGCCAAUCAAAAUGAGCAAGUCUUUUGUACUGAAACGAAAUUCCUCACCGGAGUCACUGGUUAUCACUAAAGCCACAGAGCCACGCACAAAGUCAUUACCGAGGGAACAACCUGCGAGGUAUGGCAAACCAUACCAGAGAUCAGAGUUUAACUUGGAUGGUUCGAUAACUCGUUGCCCCGUGCACGACCCUCCUCGCAGAUCCGUCAUAGCGUCUCCUCGGAUGUCCGUCGUCGACAACGGUUACAUGAACAAUAAGAGCAUCGGCAAGCGGUUCACCAGCGUACAGAACUGGAACACUAUCUACACCUCCAAGUUGCCUAGCUACCAGACCUUUGAUCCCGAUGACAGCGGCCCCAGCACACCCAGAACAAGCAAACAACUGGUUGGUAUGAUCAAAAGCAAGGAUCUGAAGCGGAAGAUGGUCUUUGAUCUGCACGAGGAAAUGAAGAAGAACGCAUACACCACAACGCUGGAAGAGAUCUCAGAUAUGGACAGGAUUACGGAAAUUUGUCUCACAACGCUCAAGUCGAUGAUGGAAUCUAAGAAGCACCGGAAGUACCUGCACCAUAUGAACAACAACGCCUUGACCCUGUACCCCACGGCCACACCGACAGAUUCCUGGAAUAACCUCACCAACAACUCUAAAAGAACUAGCCUAUCAAAAGACCCCAUCAGCCUAAACAGUACCUUGCGUCGAGACAGUGUCCGCCCCAUGGACAGCAACUUGAUGUUAAGCAUUCAAAACGCAAGAAUGACAAAACCCGCGAAAAGAAAUUACAUGUUAGUUCCUGGUAUUGGACGAAUUUUAAGAACUGGUCCUGAGGUCACAGAUGGAAAGCGGAAGGUGCCACGUUUAGGUAGUGAAGCAAGCAGUUCCAGUGAUGGCAGUAUCGAAAAUUCUUUUUUCCAAAAAGACGAAAACAAGGCACUGAAAAUGCUUACCGACCUACAGGCCCAGCUGCACCUACAGGAAGAUGACGGCAAACCAAAACCUGAGCCUAGAAAACAUGUUCCACUACUGACUCCAGAGGAAGCUUUGGCAUGCAAAUGGCUACGGUUGACACCCUCCCAAGUUGCAGAUUUGGAAAAAGUUAUGAGAAGCCGUGGCGUCGAUCCAGGCAUUCACGAACAUUCUAAGUUUGACGACUAUGACGUCUUUUCUGAAAUAAGGAUGUUAAGGUGUUGAUAGCCAUUCUAAUACUACGGAUAGUACUUAUACGGAGCGAGAACGACCAGACGUAUGUAGAGGUGAUCGAAGAAGAAGAAGAUCUGGAAGAGUCAAAUGAAGACAAUGAAGGUGUUAUCAAACAAUAAAUUUGUAGUGCUAAGCGGAAAUUCGGUGAAUACUGUCGACAGAUCAAAACGAAGAGAAUUCACUUACAAGCGUUGUGCUAUUUUUAAACCGAUGAUGUACUGACGACGCGGCUGCUAUUUUUAGACCGGUCACAACGAGGCUAGGAGAAUGGACUGGGAUGUGAAUUGACGCUGUGUUGUGUGAGCUUUUCCCUCGGUACAGACUUGUGAUAACCAGUGAUGACGUCACUUGAUAAAACCAAUAAAACUGUGGUGAUGA
Messenger RNA from Physella acuta, 1915 nucleotides. RefSeq lists its product as uncharacterized. NCBI's taxonomy places the organism in Eukaryota, Metazoa, Mollusca, Gastropoda, Physidae. The record is from RefSeq and is a predicted model, not a curated record.